CGUUCCGCUCAACAACAUACGGACACACUGUGCAGAAUUAUGCCGGCGUACGUGCGCGCCGAUUCAUAUUUAGUUGCUGGCAAAGCUUAGGUGUUAUCCCAGAGUUGGUAUUUUUGAACCCCGGGCCUUACUUGAUGUUAGCCUUCCUGGUGGUAACACUGCCGGGGGAAAGGCGACAGAGGAGGCCAGGCCCGAAGACAUGGAGGCUAGCCGUCCUUGCAGAGGGAGUGAGCUGUAGGACGUGGUGAUUUCUCCGUGGGGUUGGCACUCCUAGUAUGGACCCCGGCCACAUCGGAGGGGAUAUGUCACCUUUGUAUAUGCCAAGGAAGAGGAAGCCUGUCCACUCACAGUCAAAAAGUGGAGUGCCAUGUCCAGCAGUUGUCCAGCGAAUGCCAGAAAGAGCCUGUGAAUUGAAUGCAGUUGGGUACCCAGAGGAUGACGAGUCCCAAACAGAAGACGGAGUAAAGAUGAAGAGAACUUACACUAGGAAAAGGUAUGAAGACCUCCAGAGUGUUUCCCUGGGAACAGUAGAUUAUUCGACCACCAGCUGCUCAGUGAUGUCAUCAGAUGGCCUGGCCAAUGGGUCAGACCCAGGGUCCAUGGGCCCGCCCACUGCAAGGCUCCCCCCAAGACUGGUCGCGAAGGAUGUGUGGCCUCAAGGCCCAGAAGCCAGCAGGGAGCAAUCCCAGCCUCAGGACCAGAGCUGGAACUCCAACAGGGACCAAGGACCUGAAGCCUGGACUCCGGGCAGAGAGCGACCCCAGGACCAGGUGUGGAACUCUGCCAGAGACAGAGGGGGACACUCCAGUCAAGACCAGGCAUGGAUUCCAGGCAGGGACAGAGCUCACGGUGGACCGGACCAGGCCUGGAUGACGGGACGGGAGCGAGGUCCUGAGCAGGGCUGGGCAGCCGGCAGAGAUCGAGGUCAGGAUCAGGCCUGGAAUGGAGGCAGAGAUCCAGGAAGAGAGCGGGACUCGUCAGGGCCAGAGCAGGGGUGGGGUACUGGCCGAGGCCCAGAUCAAGCCUGGAGCAACACAAACAGGGACAGAGGAAAUGUCUGGAGACCUGACUUGAACAUGAAGAAAGUCCAGAGACCAGAGAUGGAGCGAAGCCCUGCUCUCAAUAACUUCACACAGCCACCAGAGGGCAGAGAAUCCUGUUCAGAUGCAGCCAGUGUUGGUGAGGCCUCGAGAGCUCAGCUGGACGAAGACCAGAAACCUCCAAUUCUGCCAGCUAAGAAGGAACCUCCCACCUAUCCUCCAGGAAGCCAAGAGGAGCGUUGGCAGCUGCAGAUCGUUGCCAAAGGGAGAGUCACGUGUCCAAAAUGUAAAAGUGUGAGCAGAAAGACGGUGGAGGGGCUGAAGAAACACAUGGAGAACUGCAGACUGCAACCCUUCACCUGUCAGCACUGUGGAAAGCAGCUCAAGUCUUCAACAGGGAUGAAGUAUCACAUCAUGGCUGACCACAGCCACUUGCCUUCAGCUGAUGAUGCCAAGGACCUGGAUGAUCGUGCCAUAAAAGACAAACUGCGUAAAAUCCUGAAGAGACUGGGCAAAUUAAAAUGCUCUAAAGAGGGUUGCAGCGCUGCAUUCACCAGCAUCAUGGGCUACGUGUACCACAUGAAGAAGUGUGGAAAGGAGGAGUCUGAGCUGGAGAAGAUGCUGCUGAACUGCUCUCACUGCGGGAAAACGUAUAAAUCUAAGGCUGGUCUGGAGUAUCACCUGAAAUCAGAGCACGCUCCUACACCACAGAAGGCUGAUGAAGAUGAGGCGCUGAAGGCCCAGAGGGAGGCCAAUCCAGAGAGGACGGCCAGCGGCAGGGUGCAGAGAGCCUCGGCCCAGGUGGCCAACUUCCACCUAGCUGAGAUAGCCAACAACGAACUGCCCAAAGACUGGCCCAAGAGGAAGUUUCAGUCCGACCUGGUGCCAGAUGACAAGAAGUUGAAAUACGCCCGACCGGGCCUGCCUGCCUUCAGCCAGGAGGUGCUGAGGAAGUGGAAGAAUGAGGUGAAGCUGCAGAGGAAAGUCCAGUGCCCCAACCAGGGUUGUGGCUGCACCUACACGAGUGUGUCUGGACUGAAAGCUCAUCUGGGACUCUGCACAAGGGGCGAGUUUGAGGCGGGUAAAUACCGAUGCCUGAUCUGCAAUAAAGAGUUUAACUCUGAAAGUGGAGUGAAAUACCACAUCAACUCCGUCCAUUCACAGGACUGGUUCGUGACCAACAAAAAGGCCUCCAAGAAGUUUGAGAAGUUCCUUAAAAACCAGCCCAAAGAGGUUGUCCAUAAUGUGGAGAAGCAGACUGUUGAUCAGUACCACCAUCAUCACCUGCAGCAUCAUCAUCAUCAUCAUCAUCAACAGCAGCAGCAACACCACCACCACCACCACCACCAUCAGCAGCAGCAUCAGCUCCAGCACCAGCCUCUACAGCACCCACUUCAGCCACUACAUCACCUCCAGCACCAAACCCAGUACCUCCAUCCAGAGAGGCAGAACGUCCCUCCACAAGUGGACACCCAGCCCCAGCAGCCGAUGCUCCAGUACACUAGUUUAGAGCCUCCUCCGGGGCCGAUGUGGAUCGAUAUGGACCGCAGAGGAGCCGUGCUGGGACCGGAGCAGGCCCCGAUCGAAAUGGAAAUGGCUGACAAACCCGAGGAGGACAGAGGCGGGAUGGUGGAGGAUAAAAGGCGAGAAAAGGGAGGUGGAGGGGUGAGGGGCAAGGCUGACGGGAAGCAGAAGGAUUGCUUCGCUUUCGGCGGCAGCGGCGGAGGUGGCGGUAGUGGGGGCAGCAGCAGCAGCAGUAGCAGUAGCAGCAGCAAUACCGGCAGCUCGUCCAGCGAAUCGGAGGUGGAGCUGCAGGAGCGGCAGAGACAGAUUGACCAGUGGAACCUGAAACGACCGGGCAUCAUGGGCCUCUCAGUGAGGUCAGAGAGCGACAGAGAAACGCUUAAAAAGACCUAAAAAAAAAAAACAGACGUUCCUUAACAUUUCAGAUGAUUUCAGCUGAUUUUAAUGGAAGUAAAGAAAAAAAACCGGUGAAGUAAGAAAAACAUCUGCAGAUGUUUUCCACGAGACAAACAAGUGAGAGAGCAGCUGACACGUUGGAAGCGAUGGCGGGCACCUUGAAGUGAUCAGCGUGGAAAAAUCAGACUCCACUCCCGUUUCUAGAGGCCGUUUCUCUGUCUUGAAAUGGCUGUCGUCGUAAAACCUUGAGAAAUGUAGUUUAUCUGUGUGUUUAUCUGUAACAGAUUGUUUUCACCAACUUUAAACGUCUUAUUCUUUUAAAAAGUUUGAUAAAACUCUUCCUGUCUUUUAUGUUCAUCUUAAAGGGAAAAGUUAACCUGAAGAGAGACUGCCAGGUGGAGAGUUUUGUUAUACUUGUCUAGUCACGCUCUCUCUCUGAAGACGUUUCGUGCCUCUCGAGUGUGAUUAGUAUAACUUCAUACUACUCAUCGCUUUUACUUACGACUGAUCGCCGUUCUUGGCGAGAUAAUGUUGGAAAUGACACUUUUCUGGUCAGAUUUGAUAGAAAAAAGGAUUGCUUUUCUCUAGCUUGGAUUCUCCACUCUGUUAUUGUGUCAUCCUUUCAAGUCAGUUUGUCUAUUUUUUAAUGCCUUUGUAUUGUGUUGCUAAUCUUUAAUGAAAUUUGCUGGCAGCUUACAGAAGCAUGGGUAUCUGUGCAGUGGGCAGGUGCAUUCGGAGCAGUUUAGGCAAGAAGGAGUGAAGCUAAUCUGAUGGAAAAGCAAAAAAAUGAAAGCGAGCUAACACCUUAUUUCAAAAAGUGAACUGGAAAGAUCGGUACCACUCUUGUUAAGUGCAAAGCAGUUUAUCCUUCCGCCCCAGGUUAUCACUGCAGGUCAUCAUCAGCUAUAGAGAAAUAAUGAGCAGUCCAAAGCCACUGAUCCCUUGAUCCUGAUCAUUUUCUGAUAUUUUUAAGACCAUGUCACACAAUUUUUCCUUAUUUCACUAAAUAUAGAUGUGAGGAUGUUUAUCCCUCUCAUCACUUCUAAUCCCAGCCCCAACAUCCUGCAAACAGACAAAUUUGACCGAGCACGUGGCCACCUUAGUGUAGUUACAGGUGGGAUUGUUUGAGGGAGCUUUAGAGAAUGUGAUAUGUCUCAACAAAUGUAGAGAUUAAACAGUGAGUGAUGUACGAGACAUGACUUUUUUAGACCUGUUGAUCUGUAGGAAUAUUUCAUUUGCCAAAUCCUAGUUCAACUUCAGCACUGAAAAAUAAUCUUAAUCCAAGCUCUGCUUACGUGCUGCAGUCCAAGCUUUCAAUCACAACCUGUGGGCAGAGCUGCUAAAGCAGACUUCAUCUAGAAGACUCGAGGUGUGGGUGAAAGCUGUGGAAAAACCAGCAAGUCUAACUUUGUGUGUUUUGGUUUCGUUUUUUCAUGUUUUAAAAUCAUUUUAAACAUUCCAAAUGAGACACAUAUGUUUUGUAAGUAGGGGAAUAAAGUAAUAAAGUAAACAAAAGAAAACACCAAUAAAUGUCCAAAAACUCUACUUAGUUUCUGUGCUGUCACAUGAAGAGCUGCACUUUCUUCCCCGGUGCAUAACAUGCUUUUAUAAAGGCAGGCCUUUGGCUGGUUCUUUAUAAUGUAACAGCACUGAAAUAUUACAAGUAUCCACAGCCAGAACAGAUUAUUAUAAGUCAGAUUUGAUUUUUUUCUCGUGCAGUCAGGUGGCGUGCAUCCUCUCUGGCUGUCCUUCACUGGCGUGGAUGCACCGAUGAAGGGAAGAUAAAAAACAUUUAACAUGAAGGAUAUUUGAUUUUUCUCCUUUUUAGCCGACAGCAUGUAGCCUGAAGUUUGCGUACUCUGCGUUUUGUAUCUACUGUAGUGAGAUAUGGUUAUGUCAGUCAGUUCUGUGGUGUUUUACUACAAAUUUGCCUAUUUUUUUACAACUUUAUUUUGAAUGUAUAAACGUGUUUAGUUGUUGUUUCCCCCCUAUCUCGUGCACUCCUGUUGAGCUGGAUAAAUGAACCAUUUAACACAAAUCGUCCUUUAAUCUGUGAAACUAUGUAAAAAAAACAAAAAUUACCCGAUGACUGUAUUUACUGUGUCUGUUGGUUUAAAGUGCUUUAACCCUCAUUACCCUCCAUCAGAUGCCUUUAGGACGAACAGCUGGUGCUGAUUAACUUUGAAAUUAGAAAACCUCUUAGGAGGCAUCUCAAAAGCAUUAUUUUUUUAUUAUCAUUACUGUUCUCUGUUAAUGUUAGGAAGUGUCGGAGAACCUUUGGUUCUGACUCGUCUCAGCUCCAACUCUGGUUUUUAUUUUAUUUUUAGUUUACAUUUCAUAUAACCGUGUUGACACUAACCAGUACACGUUCAUUUUGAUGGUGUGUUUAUGCUGAUGAGAAUGAUUAUAGGACCCAGGUCAGUAGUUUUUAACCUUCGGUUGUGCUCUCAUGAAAUGAAGCCUUCAUGAGAGGCUGCAUUUUCUCUGUGCCCACUUUAUUAAGUACACCUGUGCAAUCUAAGUCGAUUCAGUUCAACUCAUCAACUGUAAAGGCUACUUUCUAUCUAAAAUGUUACAGUUUUGGUUAAUAUAUGAAAUGUUCUGUAUUCUAAUAUGAUAGACAAAAACUUUUUUUAUUUUCAGCUCAAAAAUAAACAUUUCUGGCAUUUUCAGCAAAAUCUACUCAUAAAAAUUGCAAAUGUAGGAGUUUUUUUUAGAGCCCAACUGAUAUACAGCAUAUACUUUAGUUAUGCUCAAAGUUGGGAAAUGUCUGUUAGAGCAGCCAAAACAUUAAACACAACCUGUAACAAAAUAGCGUACAGCCAAUAGAAUAGCUUACACAAAAGGAAGGGGCUCAAAUAAGUAGAAAAAAUAUUGUAAAAGCUCAAUAAGUAAAAUUCUCAAUACUUUUGGCUUCUCCCUUUUGGGUUUGCCACAGCAGAUCAUCUGCCUCCAUCUCAUCGUCUCAUCCUCUUCUGUCACACCAACAAUCUGCCCGUCCAUCCAUAAACCUUCUCUGUGCUCUUCCUCCAUUGUCAUCAUCCUUUAUCCACUUUCCCUCCUCUGCACAUAUCCAAACCAUCUCAGCCUGAGCUGUCCCUCUGAUGUACUCAUUUCUAAUCCUGUCCCUUCUCUAAAUACAAUAAAGUGAUAUACAGUGGAAAGCUGAAAAUAAUGCAAUGAAGUGACAUGUGACAGCUACAUGUGCUGACAGCAGAGAGGAAGCAGCUCCUCCACAUACCAACCUUAAAUUACUCGGCACAUUAUCUCCUUUAUGUUCUGUAAAAAGGUAAAAAGUUUUGAGAUGAGGGCAUAUCUGAAAACAUGUCAGUUCUCAUGUAUGUGUUACAGGCUGAUAUGGGGCGGUGAUAUUGUCUAAACAUGGUUAUGGUUUGAAUUUACAGCAGAGCUGAUGUUUUGAACUGCUAAAGAUUGCACAGACCUCAUCAGUUGGUUGUUGAGUGUAUGUCUGUGGUUCAGCCCAGUCUUCAGAAACCUGAAAGGGUGGUUUAUAAAAUAUCAAACAUAGAUUAGAAGGAUUGUGUGAAAAAUGAGACAGUUUGCGUUGAUUUUUUCCCCCUUUUUAUUGCCACAGAAGUUGUGUUUUCCUGUUUAUCUGUUAAAAUACUUCCAAUAUUGACUCAAACUUGUGACGAACUCUUUAUUACCCUCAGACUUUGUCUUCCUGUCCUCAUAUUGUAGAACAGCAUCUUUUUCUCUUAAUGCUGGAGCACAGUAAUGACAGUGUGAGCCAAUCAGGAAAGCUGUUUCUGUUUCAGAGGAGUUGUAGCUCUAGGUUACCCAAUGGAAAUUAAUUUUUUUUUAAGUUUUGAAAGUUAUCUUGAUGCUGUCAUUGGUGAUCAUGUAAAAUCUUGGUUUAAAAUGCUGAUUUGAUCCUAACCUCCUCGUGCUGAGUGAUUGUUUUCAAGAGGUUUUGGUUCAGUGGUCGUAUUAGAUGUAAUGCUGGGAGCUGAACUAGGUUAUUAACGGUGAAGUGAAGGAGUUUUUUUUUAAUUAAUGAGAAAUUAAAACUGUUGUCUUGUGACUCCACCUUCAAACCCCACACAGAAACAUUCAGUAUACGGUAUCAUCGAGGCCAGAUUUAAAUAAAGGGUCGGUCAGUUAGUACCGUUGGACCAUUUGUAAACAGAGAAAGUGUUUGAUUUUUCAAUUUUGUGAGACAUGAUUUCUAAUGAAGGGAAAAUAGUUUUUGUCUCUAUCAACACCACAUUCAAAAUCUGUAUAUUUGAAAUGGUUACUACUUCUUUUUUAUUAGAAGUUAUGUGCUGCUAUUUCAUAGUACUGGCAGUGUUAUAACACAUAAUUAAAGGUUUAAUUCAUGUUCACUUUGAGUUCUGUGUCUUAAUAAUAUUGAGUGGAGACUGGGGAGAGCAAAGCCUGGGCUUCUCUGCUUAGGCUGCUGCCCCCCGUGAAAAUGGAUGGAUGGAUGGAUGGAUGGAUGGACUGGCACAUGGAGGACUAGGUACAAGAAUCACCACAGUUUAUACUGUAUAAUACUUCACAUGUCAAUUAACUGUCAAAACCAGGCCAAAGUUGGUUUUGUUUAGUGGAUGUCCAAGUUGGGUACAGGAUUUAUCUAAGCUCA
Molecule: messenger RNA, 7566 nt
Organism: Archocentrus centrarchus (flier cichlid)
Lineage: Eukaryota; Metazoa; Chordata; Actinopteri; Cichliformes; Cichlidae
Gene: znf512
Product: zinc finger protein 512
Exons: 16
Coding region: 276-2957 (893 amino acids)
Molecular function (GO): zinc ion binding
Source: RefSeq, a predicted model, not a curated record